Notolabrus celidotus (New Zealand spotty) is the source of this 1445-nucleotide messenger RNA. It is a transcript of the gene cldnc, whose product is annotated as claudin c. Gene Ontology annotation, molecular function: structural molecule activity. Gene Ontology annotation, biological process: bicellular tight junction assembly; cell adhesion. The record is from RefSeq and is a predicted model, not a curated record. The coding region runs from base 548 to 1219 and encodes 223 amino acids. The transcript has a single exon. NCBI's taxonomy places the organism in Eukaryota, Metazoa, Chordata, Actinopteri, Labriformes, Labridae. Gene Ontology annotation, cellular component: bicellular tight junction; plasma membrane.
CAUUAGAGUACAUGUUUGUGUAUCAGUUACUGUCUCCUGUGGUCAACUAUCAACCACAUAACAAGCUCUGCCCUGGCCACUCAUUACCUCCUGACAGCAAUAAACCCAACACACCCUGAGCUACCAUGGGCGAAAGGUUAAACCAUAAAAAUACUCUUCAUCUGAAAAAGCAUACAAAAGAGCACCAACACACCCAGGUGGUAAAUGAGGCCAGAGCCCAGCACUCACCUGAUUGGCUCUUGGUUUGGCAAGUGAUGUCAUCACUCCGGAGGGCUGACCACUUAGUAAUAAAACAUUGCACAGAUAAGGGUCAUCAACUCCUUAACGUCAGCAGAAGAGAAGAACAACAGCACCUGAGACGGCUCGCACACAAAGCAGAGACUCUUUUAAAGAAGCACGGCGUGACGAAGUGAAACUCCAGGAUUCAGACCUUUCUUUUCUCUGGAAAAUAAAAAAGGAAUAAGAACAGACGGAGAGAGAGCAAGAAGAGAGGAAGGACGAAUACAGAAGCUUUCAGUCUAAAGAAGGAGGCCUGUUUCAGUUCACCAUGGUCUCUUUUGGACUUGAACUUGUUGGCGUCAUCUUGUCAGUGCUUGGCUGGGUGCUGGCGGUGACCAGCUGUGCACUGCCAAUGUGGAAGGUCUCCGCGUAUAUCGGCGCCAACAUUGUAACGGCUCAGGAGUACUGGGAGGGGCUGUGGAUGAGCUGUGUGUUCCAGAGCACAGGCCAGAUGCAGUGCAAGGUCUAUGACUCCAUGCUGGCUUUACCCCCAGAUCUGCAGGCUGCAAGGGCCCUCACAGUCGUCGCCAUCAUUGUCGGGGUGGUGGCUCUGCUCAUCGCUAUGGUCGGAGCAAAGUGCACCAACUGUAUCGAAGAAGAAGGGGUCAAAGCCAGGGUGAUGGCUGCCUCAGGUGGGGGGUUCAUAACAGCAGCUCUGGCUGAGUUGGUGCCUGUCUCCUGGUCCGCACACACCAUCAUACUCGAGUUUUACAGUCCGAUCAUCCCGACUGGUCAGAAGAUGGAGAUCGGGGCAGCGCUGUACCUGGGCUGGGCUGCUGCUGCUCUGCUGCUGAUUGGAGGGUCCAUCCUGUGCUGCAGCUGCCCUCCACAGGAGGAAAAACCGAUGCGGUACAGCAUUCACCCCCAAAGCAGGGUGGCAUACUCAGCUGCACCAAGAUCAGUCGCCCAGAGCUCCUACAACAGGAGGGACUAUGUGUGAGAGGACAGGAUCUGCAUCCUGCUAUCAUGACGUGCACAGAGAGAUAGCUAAGUAAUAAUCACGUUGGUUUAAAAGGAACCAAGUGUCCACUAGAGAAGAGAGAAGACAGAAAGAGACAGAAGCUCUGUUUUGUGUUCGAUGGCACUGCUGACAACAACCAUCUAAAGGUCUCGGGAAGAGAGCAACAAGGUUUAACAAGAUCUGGACCAAUGUGGUGAGAGGACUU